GGUGAGCUAGCUAGAUAUGACGACAAUCUCCAAAUCAUCCCAAUUGUAGGCAUGGGAGGAGUAUAGCGUCGACGAGAUCCUCCUUGGUCUUAUCAAUGACGGAAAAGUAGAAAGACAUGGUGGAAAUUCAGAUGGGCCUGGGGAAAAAUUGCACAAGAAACUCCAUGGCAGAAGAUACUUAAUUGUAAUGGAUGACAUAUGGACUCUUCAAGCUUGGUAUGAUUUAAGGAGGUUCUUUCCGGACAAUGGGAAUGGAAGUCGAAUUAUUGUGACCACUAGGCUAUCACAAGUGGCUGCUUCAUUGGGCUCUCACGACCCAUAUCCGAUGACAUUUCUUGACACAAAUACAAGUUGGAGUUUAUUUUGUCAAACUGUAUUUGGAGAAGAAAAUUGUUCGCAUCCAGAAUUGGAGCAAAUGGGAAGGGGGAUUGUUAGAAAUUGCAGAGGGCUUCCUUUACAAAUUGCUGUUAUUGGAGGACUUCUUGCAAAGUCUGGCAUGACGACAGAAUAUUGGGAAUCAAUUGCUGAAAAUGUAAGUGCCUUUGGCAAUUCAAGUGAUGGCGAGCAUUGUUUGAACAUAUUACUUUUGAGCUAUAAUAAUCUUCCUAUAUAUCUAAAGCCAUGUUUCCUCUAUAUGAAAACUUUCGGUGAAGAUGCUAAUAUUAAGGUCUCCAAGCUUAUCAGAUUGUGGGUUGAUGAAGGUUUCAUAAAGAUAAAAAAUGAUAAACGUUUGGAAGAACUUGGCAAGGAAUACUUAAAAGAUCUUCUCGACAGAAAUCUACUUUUUGUGCGUGAAACAAAUGAAAUCACGGGGGAAUUAGAAAAAUGCGGCAUCCAUGAUCUUUUGCGAGACCUAUGCAUUAGUGUAUCCAAAAAAGAGGACUUUUUGUGCUCUCCAAGAGUAAAAGACAUCAAUAUAAGAUAUUGGGAUGGAGUGUGCUUCCUAUGCGGCGGCUCAGCAGUAGAAGAAGAAAGAAGAAAUCUUCUUGCACUUGAUGUUAUUCCUCCAUCAGCUUCACAAGAAAAUCCCCCGGUUUGUGGUGACUGUAAAGUGACAUAUUCACGUACGAAGGGACUAAGAUUGGUCAUGGCCAUCGAAAAAGUUGGUAUUGCUCAUGAUACACGUGUGCAGCACACUAAAUUACGGUGUGUCCGUGUUAAAUAUGAUUUCUAUCCAAAUUUUAUUGCUCCUUCAAUUCUACAUUUUCUUUGGAACCUGCAGAGUCUGAUAUUCCCACAUUCAUCUUCGGUAGUUUUACCAUCUGAAAUAUGGCAUAUGCCGCAACUUAGAAUUAUUGAAUUCAAGGCCGUUGUGUUGUCGAAGCCUUCUCUUGCUCAUGCGGGAGAGAAAGAUAUCUUCAUUCUGAAGAACCUGCACACCCUUCGCUUUGCAAUGAAUUUUGAGCUCACCGAUGAGAUUCUUGGUGGAAUUCCUAAUCUGAAGGUACUAGGAAUAACGUAUGAUAAGCGUAUGAGAGAGUUGGAUACUUGUUUGUGUAAUCUUGACAGAUUACAGAAACUUGAAACACUAAUUGUCCAAAAUACAUUGCAGAACAUCGGCUUUCCAAAAUCACUCAAAUUCUUGCUUCUGUGGAAAUGCAGAAUUCCUUGGAGUGGUAUGUCAGUGGUUGGUUCAUUGCCUUAUCUCGAAGUUCUUCUGUUGUGCUAUACUGCAGAGGGCUCUGAGUGGAAUCCAACUGAAGGGGAAUUUUUUCGAUUAAAAACAUUGUGGAUUGUUGGUAGUGAUUUAGUAGCUUGGAGAGCUGAUCGAUACCACUAUCCGGUGCUUGAGAUGCUUAGACUCGAAAAACUACCUUCGCUGGAAGAAAUCCCUUCAGGUGUUGGAGAUAUACCGACACUGCGUGAAAUUUAUUUGAAAAAUUGCACUGAGUCUGCUGUGGAUUCGGCAUACCAGAUAUUAGAGGAACAACAGAGUGUGGGAAAUGAUAUACUCGAGGUGGAUGUCUACGAUGAUUCUGAUGAUUCCGAUGAUUAGGAUGUAGAUGAUGACACAGAUGAAGAUGAGGUGUCUGAAGACAAAGAUGAAGAUGAAGACAACGAAUCUGAAGCUGAAGACACAAAGAAAGAUGAAGAUGAAGAUGAUGAAUCUGAAGCUGAAGACAGAGAGGAAGAUGAAGGUAAUGAGUCUGCCUGACUGAUUGCCCUAAGGACAGAAGAAGAAGAAAAAGAUGGUAUGUAUAUAUAUAUCUAAUGUACUUUUGAGGAGUUGUCAUAAUUGUUUUGUGGCUUCUAACUUGCUAAAUCGAUUUCUGCUGGCUUGAAUUUGGUAAAAAGAAUUCAAGUGUUGAAGGAAGAUUUCCAGAAAUUAUUCGGUAAUAUGUAGUCGAAAGCUUUAAAGGUUUUGGCAAUGAGGAGAAAUAUUGCUCGGUACCAUUUGCAAGUGGUACUUCUUUUUUCUCUAAACCAAAGACAUUAUUGUUAUA
Andrographis paniculata is the source of this 2444-nucleotide messenger RNA. RefSeq names its product putative late blight resistance protein homolog R1B-16. Gene Ontology annotation, biological process: defense response to other organism. Lineage: Eukaryota; Viridiplantae; Streptophyta; Magnoliopsida; Lamiales; Acanthaceae. Bases 188 to 1996 code for a protein of 602 amino acids. The transcript has 2 exons. The record is from RefSeq and is a predicted model, not a curated record. Gene Ontology annotation, molecular function: ADP binding.